AUGUGGAACUUAAUUCAUUCUAAUCCCAUAUGCUUUAAGAAAAAAAUAGCUCAAGUAUACAUUUUGAUUUUAUCUAGGAAUAAUUAAUGCAUUUAAACAACCUUUAAAAUUCUAAACCUUUGAUUAAUAACUAAUAACCAUGGAAACCAGAACAUUCACUAUCUAGACUUGUUAAUAAAUAUACUAAUAGUAUGGUUAUUUAAUUAAAUAUUAGCUCAUGAAAAGGAAAUAUCUGAAUCUAAUAGCAAAUUACUUAGGAAAAUGAUGGAGAUUUAAGAACGAAAUAAUACAAUUAAAUAACCAACAGCACAUGGUUCUUUAGAAAAUUUGAGAAAAAGAGAAUAAAAUAAAAUAUGCUCAGAAAACCAAACUAUUUUGAAGCGAUUAUAGUCUGCUAAUUCAGCUUAUUCUAAAAAAAAUUGGGUUAGUGAUAUCGAAAAAGUUAAAAAAUAUAGAGAGAAUUUAUAAAGAAGAACAAGUAAAUAAUAUAAAUAGGAAUAGGAACUAAUGAUGAUUUAAAUUUAUUAGCAGCAUAAGAAUAAGUCAAAAGGACUCUUUUUAGUCAAUCAUCAUCAAGAAGUAUAAUCUUUUAUUAAUUAGAAUUAAAAACAAGUCAAGGUCCUAGAACAACAACUUAUGAAUCAUUAUAUUGA
This is a messenger RNA of Paramecium pentaurelia, 653 nucleotides long. NCBI's taxonomy places the organism in Eukaryota, Ciliophora, Oligohymenophorea, Peniculida, Parameciidae. The record is from the annotation of a GenBank genome assembly.